Molecule: messenger RNA, 348 nt
Organism: Punica granatum (pomegranate)
Lineage: Eukaryota; Viridiplantae; Streptophyta; Magnoliopsida; Myrtales; Lythraceae
Source: RefSeq, a predicted model, not a curated record
AUGGCCGGAGCUGGCGGUAAGUUUUCAAUCAUCUUCACCAUCGUCAUCCUCGUUUCCCUUCUCUUCCUCAGUGACCUUGUCCAUGGAAGGAAGCUGCCGAACACUGAGCCUGAGAGCAAGGCAGGGCGUGAGGAAACUGUCAUAGCGAGCCACCCCAAAAUAUUGUCCCCCCGUGUCGCUGUUAUGCUGCAGGAUGAAGCAGAAAUGGAGUCGACCGGCCCAGGCCACAGCCCCGGGGUAGGCCACUUAGCCUCAGAGAGUGAUGAUUUCUGGCCCACUGACCCUGGCCACAGCCCCGGGGCUGGCCAUUCUACCGGACCCAACGUCCGCGACUCAGGCCACCCUUGA